GCGACAACCAAAAAAGCGGUCGAAACCCUAAAAUCCCAAAAUUCUCUGCAGCGAAGAACCUUUUACAUCUUUACUCAUCUUCCACAAACCCUAAUCUUCUUCGAUAACUUCUGUGCUGUUCCGUAAAUCUUCCUGGUUUGUUUUUGCCUAAUAUGAAGAGAAGCCGAUCAGAUAAAAAAGCUCUGUUUAUCUUCGAAUUUUAUCAAUGGAUCGGAAGAAAUCGAGUGCGUGGUGUGGAGACGAAGAUCAUCCCUUGGUCUCGUCGUUUAUGGGAGGUGAAAAGUCUAAGAAUAAAUCAUCUGUGAUAGAAGAAGAGGGAUACAUUGGUCUGGAGCUAUGUAAAAAGCCUAUGCAGCUUGAGGAGAAUCAUGAAUCUUCUGAAUGCAAUUCAGAGGAGAUUGAUUUUUCUGGGGAAAGUAAGAUGAAAUCGAAGAAUAGGGGAUCUGUUGGCUCUACUCUUCUUGAUGUUGAAGAUUACAAGGAGGAAGCUAAUGACGUCACAAAGAGUGAGGAGAUUGGAGAAACCUCAAAGAGUAAGAAAAAGAAGAAGAAUAAGAGUGGAAGGAGUGCACAUGAAGAAGAGGAUUUGGACAAGAUUCUUGCAGAACUUGGGAUAACUCCUGUUGAAGCCCAGCCUGAGACAGUUACACCUGCAGAUGUUGCUGUUGAGAAGGAUGGAGAAGAAGAAACUGUUGAGUCGGCUGCGGCGAAGAAAAGGAGAAAGAAGAAGGAGAAGAAAGCAGCUACUUCUUCUGUGGAGGCUAAGGAAGACAAUCAAGAGAACUCAAUAUCUGAGACAUCACAGCCCAAGAAGAAGGAUGCAAAGGGUAAAGUAGCGGAGAAGAAAGUUCCUAAACAUGUCCAAGAGAUCCAAGAGAUUAUUGCACGGCGGAAAGAAGCUGAAGAGAGGAAGAGGAAGGAAGAAGAAGAGAAACUGAGGAAAGAAGAAGAGGAGCGCCGUAUACAGGAAGAGCAAGAAAGGAUAGCUGAGGAGAUCAGACAGAGGAGAAAGAUAAGGGAUAAGGAGAAACUGCAGAGGAAGAAGCAAGAGGGUGGGAUUCUAACAGAAAAGCAAAAGAGGGAUGAGGCUUUCAAGAACAAGGCUUUGAAUGAAGCUGAAAGUCUUCUUGUUGCAGAUAAAAACGGUGAUCCCACAAAGCGUCCCAUUUAUGCCAACAAAAGAAAACCAGCUCCCGAAAAGGCAAUAGGUUCUGCUUCUGUCCAGGUAAAAGAUGAUGUAGAAACAAAGGAAAAGCAUGCAGAUGAACCAGCUACUUUGCAUGAAAUUGGUUCAGCUGAUGAUGGAAGGAUUGAUAGAAUAGAAAUCGUAGGCACGGAAGAGAAACAGGCAGCUGCUGAUAUCGCAGAGGAGAAUGGUGAUGAGAAAGAUGAUUGGGAAGCAAGAAUCGGAGAUAGUGAUUAUGAUGAUGAGGAAGAAUCUCAGCCUGUGGUUAAGGAAGAAUUAAAAGACACUGUAUCAAAAGCACAUCAUUCAGAUCCUCCCACUGAUAGACCAACAGUAAAGGUUGGAGUUCCAGGCAAGCCAACAACACUUGCCAAAAACUCUGUGUGUAAGGUGGAUGAUGCUGCUCCGCCAAAAGAUGCUUCUAAAGAUUCAGUAGUGAAUGGAGUUACUAAAGAAAGAGAAGAAAAUCUUCGCUCUCCCAUUUGCUGCAUCAUGGUCAUGUUGAUAGUGGUAAAACAAAGCUGUUGGACUGCCUCAGAGGAACAAAUGUUCAGGGAGGCGAAGCUGGAGGUGCCAGGUCUAUUGGUUAUUGAUACACCUGGGCAUGAGUCAUUCACAAAUUUAAGGUCGAGGGGCUCAAAUUUGUGUGACCUUGCGAUUCUAGUGGUUGACAUAAAAGAUGGUCUACAGCCACAAACCAUAGAAUCUCUGAAUCUUUUGAGGAGGAGGAAUACAGAGUUCAUUGUUGCCUUGAAUAAGGUUGAUAGGCUAUGUGGGUGGAAAACAUGCAAGAAUGCUCCUAUAAGGAAGGCAAUGGAGCAGCAAUCGAGAGAUGUGAUUAAUGAAUUUAACACGUCGGUCACUGCGGUUAUAACUCAGUUCAAAGAACAAGGACUCAACACUGAACUUUAUUACAAAAACAGAGAAAUGGGAGAAACUUUCAGUAUUGUACCUACGAGCGCUAUUAGUGGGGAAGGGAGUCCAGAUCUGUUGCUGCUGUUGGUUAAAUGGGCUCAGAAAACUAUGGUCGAGAAACUCACAUAUGUUGACAAAGUGCAGUGUACCGUCCUUGAAGUGAAAGUUAUUGAAGGCCAUGGUACGACAAUUGAUGUUGUUUUGGUCAAUGGUGUACUCCACGAAGGUGAUCAAAUCGUUGUUUGUGGGUCACAGGCAAGUAGAAACGGACCAGUUGUAACAACUAUUAGAUCAUUAUUGACUCCUACUCCAAUGAAGGAGCUACGGGUGAAGGGUACAUAUCUGCAUCAUAGAGAAGUAAAGGCUGCGCAAUGUAUCAAGAUUACUGCAAAGGGCCUUGAACACGCCGUUGCUGGUACUUCUUUGCAUGUGAUUGGACCUGAUGAGGACGUGGAAGAAGCCAAGAAAACGGUUGGAACUCCCAUCUGCAUUCUCAAAGAGAUUGAGAAACGAAGAGUGUUUAUGGAUAUUGGUAGCAUUGCAUCUAUUGUGAACAACAAGCAGCCAGUUGAUUAUGCAAAGAAAGGCGAGAAUGUGGCGAUUAAGAUCAUUGCCUCUAACCCUGGAGAACAGAAAAUGUUUGGGAGGCACUUUGGUAUGGACGACGAGCUUGUUAGUCAUAUCUCUAGGCGAUCCAUCGACAUACUCGAAGCAAACUACCGGGAUGAGUUAUCUGAGGACGAGUGGGAGCUUGUUUCGAAACUUAAAGAAGUGUUCGAGAUACUAUAAGAUUAUUUUCCAUUUUCAUCGUGAAGCUAAACACAGAGAGAUAGACUGAAGAUUUGAGAGGAGGAUUAUAAUCCGUUUCCUUCUCUCUUGUAAUCUGCUCUGUGAUUUAUUAUUGGUUUUGAUAUUAUAGACAUUUCUUUGAACGCCCCUAAACUUUUUAUGCGAUAAAAUAACCCCAACGGUGUUUUCCU
Molecule: messenger RNA, 3081 nt
Organism: Thlaspi arvense
Lineage: Eukaryota; Viridiplantae; Streptophyta; Magnoliopsida; Brassicales; Brassicaceae
Source: the annotation of a GenBank genome assembly